AUGGUGAUGUACUGCACCUGUUACUGUGACAGUCACCUCUACGGCGGUCCUGUACAGUACAACCAGUCGUGGCCCAUAGAGUACGACGUGUACGACCACUACUCGUAUGUUACUAAACAGGAAGACAACGUCGGCAUUGCCGAGAGGUACUGGUUGUUCUCUGAUGGCACCUACAUCUACGUUCCGCCGUACGUCCCGCUUUUUAUCGAUCAAAAUACAAACGAGUCAGAGGAUUCGCUGUGCCUAAUCGCGGAGAACAAACCUCCUUAUCCCGUGGACCGGAAGGACAUGGUAAUGGAGCUGUACGUGUGUGAUUUUGACGAUGCCCAAGAAGCCCACGAGGAUGCUGUGGAAAACUUCCUAGGUAAGCCUUCAGGCAUCCCAGACGAGCGAAUGGUCACGUACCCCAUUUGGUCGACUUGGGCGCGGUACAAGAGGGACAUUGAUGAGGCGACAGUGAGGGAGUUUGCGUCAGAGAUACUCUCCCACGGUUUCAACAACAGCCAGAUAGAGAUCGACGACAUGUGGGAGAUAUGUUACGGUAGUCUGACAUUCGACUCUGAAAAAUUCCCAAACAUCACGGAUCUCGUCGACGACCUACACGCGCUGGGAUUCCGGGUCACGCUUUGGGUGCAUCCGUUUGUGAACUUGGACUGCGAACCUUACCACACCGAGGCUCUCGACAGUGGUUACUUCGUGAAUAACACUGAUGGCUACACCAACACGACCUGGUGGAAUGGAGAAGCUGGUAUCAUCGACUUCACCAAUCCCGAAGCAGCGGCCUGGUGGGCGGGACGCCUACGGGCACUUCGCAAUGAGACAGGCAUCGACUCGUUCAAGUUCGACGCUGGCGAGACGAGCUGGCUGCCCCAGCUGCCGGACAUCGAGCCCCGGAGGCUGAACCCUGUGCAGUUCUCCGCGGACUACCUGCAGACGGCUUCGCAGUUCGGCUCCAUGAUAGAGGUGCGCGUCGGACAGCAGAGCCAGUACCUGCCCGCGUUCGUCCGCAUGCUCGACAAGGACAGCAGGUGGGGCUUCGACAACGGCCUGGCUUCGCUGGUGACGACGCUGCUGCAGAUGAACAUGGUGGGCUACCCCUUCGUCCUGCCAGACAUGGUGGGCGGCAACGGCUACGGCAGCGACGUCCUCACCAAGGAGCUCUUCAUACGCUGGCUGCAGGCCACCGUCUUCAUGCCUGCCAUUCAGUUCUCCUACGCGCCCUGGGACUUCGACGACGAGGCGCUGGAGAUCUGCCGGAACCUCACCGAGCUGCACACGCAGUACGCGCCGCGAAUCCUGGAGCUUAUGCAGAAGGCGGUGGAGGACGGCACGCCGGUCAACUUGCCCCUCUGGUGGCUCGACCCCACCGACUCCACGGCACAGACCAUCGACUCAGAGUUCCUGCUGGGAGAAGACCUGUUGGUGGCGCCGGUACUGGAGGAGGGCGCCAUGAGCCGCGACAUCUACCUGCCCGCGGGCAGCUGGAGGGACGAGGUGGACCCCGAACACCCCACCGUAGACGGCCCCGCCUGGCUCGCCAACUACUCGGCUCCGCUCAGCGUCCUGCCCUACUUCACCAGGGUCGACAGCGCUUAA
This is a messenger RNA of Schistocerca serialis cubense, 1596 nucleotides long. Its product is annotated as myogenesis-regulating glycosidase-like. The record is from RefSeq and is a predicted model, not a curated record. Gene Ontology annotation, molecular function: hydrolase activity, hydrolyzing O-glycosyl compounds. Lineage: Eukaryota; Metazoa; Arthropoda; Insecta; Orthoptera; Acrididae. Gene Ontology annotation, biological process: carbohydrate metabolic process. The transcript has 4 exons. The coding region runs from base 1 to 1596 and encodes 531 amino acids.